AUGGUGCAGGGUCAGGUUGUUAUUGACUCGGCUGAGGUGGUUGAGAUAGAUGCGAAACUUGUUGCUGGUGAUGUAGACGAUACAUAUGCGACCCCUAUUUUUGAUGAGAUGGCUGAUGAAGUAGCCGAGACAAAUAUCCUUAUUGUUGAUGAGGUGGCUACCCCAGAUCUGAUUGCUAUUAUUGAUGAGGCUACUGCUGAUAAAGAAGUUAUAGCUCCUGCUUUGACGAAUGAUUCUAGACACUACUAG
Vicia faba (fava bean) is the source of this 249-nucleotide messenger RNA. Lineage: Eukaryota; Viridiplantae; Streptophyta; Magnoliopsida; Fabales; Fabaceae. The record is from the annotation of a GenBank genome assembly.